AUACUCUUGGACGACAACGAGGAUGUUGUGGACAUCAGUGGAUGGGAGGAUUUCGAACAUGGUUCGAUUCUAAGAGCAUCCACAGACUGGAUCGAGCAUCGGGAUGCCCACGGACUCGAGAAAUUUGAGCCUGCGAAGAAUGUCGAAAUCAUAUCCCUCGCACGACACGAGUUCGAUGAUAAUGUACGUCAUAAUAUGCAUGGUGAAUUGAUUCAAGUUAACCUCUCCUCCCAGUCAACGAAAUCUUCCAUAUUACCAGUCAUUCAGUCGCCAUUUCACUCAGUAUCUGAAUUAAUUGAUCCCCGAUGCCAGGCAUCCGCCGCUCUGGCUAACUUAAUUGCAUCACCGUGGUCACCAUUGCACACCGCACUCAUUAUCCUAUCCAACUCAGGCCCAUCCACUUCGGAGGACGGCCCCAUCGACUUACUUACUCCACAUAUACCUGUCAUACUCAUGCGGCAUGGCCCAGAUCAUACGCAUUUCCCUUCGCGCCCCCACAUGUCUUCAUUUAGGCCACGUUCAGCAGCUGCUCUUCGGAAUGGCCUUUUCCGCUCACCAGAGACGCUUUCCUCACUACGUUAUGAAGCGGCAGAGCGCUUCCUUCGCUGGCGUGAAGUCGAGUGCGCUGUAGAAGGAAUCAACGCCUCCCAUCGAGAAACUAUUUCCUUGUCCUCCAAUGAACCUUUAUGGAACAAGGCGAAAUGGGAAGCAGAAUGGGAAUCUCGAUUGUCCCAGGAUGUUGCUAUUUCUUGCGAGCGCGAAGACCCUGUAAGGGUUCCAGCGCAGCAGUGCUUUGAUCCACUACACUUAUCAUCACUAGUUUCGUUCUCUUUGUGCCUCCUUGAUCCUGCGACGAGAUUGCUCAGUAGGAGCGUUUCUACGUUUGUCGAUAAGUUGGCAGACAACCAAGUCAGGAUAGCAAUGGUGGGCAGUUUGUGUUUGGGAAUUGGGAUCGGGAUGAUGAUACGAUGA
Messenger RNA from Suillus subaureus, 972 nucleotides. RefSeq lists its product as uncharacterized. Lineage: Eukaryota; Fungi; Basidiomycota; Agaricomycetes; Boletales; Suillaceae. The annotation marks the transcript as partial. The transcript has 2 exons. The record is from RefSeq and is a predicted model, not a curated record.